GGAGAGGGGAAGGCAUCCCCUGGGCGUCUCCAGAACCCUGGCUUGGACCCUGACCAAAGAGUGCCCACCAUCUCUAAGGCCUGCAUCUCCCCCUCUGGGGUGCGCCCUGCCCCUCCCUGAGUCACCCCAGGGAGAGAGGGAAAAAAAGGAAGAGAGGAGAGGCAUUGACCACAGAGGAAGGAAAAGGAAGCAGAGCAGAGGAGGGACAAGAGAAGCCACGCAGGAGUGGGUGACAGAGUAGAGCGGAGAGGGCAGAUCUAGGGCAGAUCUGGGGCAGGGGGAGUUCAAGAAAAGGCAGGCCAAGCAUCUCAAGGGGUGCCCCAGGAGCAGGGCUGCGGGGGCCGGGAGCCAAGGGGGCGGGCCGGCCAUGUCCCACGGGUCCUACUAUGAGUGUGCGCCCAGGGGAGGCCAGCAGCCACUCGAGUUUUCAGGGGGCCGAGCAGGGCCUGGGGACCUGGGGGACAUGUGUGAGCAUGAGGCCUCCAUUGACCUCUCUGCCUACAUUGAGUCUGGGGAGGAGCAGCUCCUCUCGGACCUCUUUGCUGUGAAGCCAGCACCUGAGGCCCGAGGCCUUAAGGGCCCCGGAACGCUUGCCUUCCCCCACUACCUGCCACCUGACCCUCGGUCCUUUGCCUACCCUCCACACACCUUCAGCCAGGACAGGAAGGCAUUGGGGCCUGGCAUCUACAGCAGCCCAGGGAACUACGACCCCAGGGCUGUGGCCGUGAAGGAGGAACCUCGGGGGCCAGAGGGCAGCCGAGGUGCCGCCCGCAGCAGCUACAAUCCCCUGCAGUACCAAGUGGCACACUGUGGGCAGACGGCCAUGCACCUGCCCCCGGCCCUGGCUGCACCCAGCCAACCCCUGCGCGUCCUCAAGGCCCCUCUGGCUGCUGGUGCACAGCCCUGCAGCCCCCUCCUCAAAGCGCCCUCCCCAGCUGGCCCCUCGCACAAGGGCAAGAAGGCAGUGAACAAAGACAGCCUGGAGUACCGGCUGCGGCGUGAGCGCAACAACAUCGCUGUGCGCAAGAGCCGGGACAAGGCCAAGAGGCGCAUCCUGGAGACACAGCAGAAGGUGCUGGAGUACAUGGCAGAGAACGAGAGCCUCCGCAGCCGCGUGGAGCAGCUCACCCAGGAGCUGGACACCCUUCGUAACCUCUUCCGCCAGAUCCCCGAGGCUGCCAACCUCAUCAAAGGUGUGGGGGGCUGCAGCUGAGCCCAGCUGGCUGGACUGUGAGCACCAGUUCUCCUGGCCCAGCCUGACCCUGGGGAACCCCUCUCUGCUGGGGCCCUAGAGCCCCUCACAGACUGAGCAAGAGACACAAACCAUGGACAAAUAGCUGUGGGGUGACAAGGGAGGGUGGGCCCCAGCAUAAUGAUUCUGUGACAAUAAAAUUGCACUGUGACUCGG
This is a messenger RNA of Trichechus manatus latirostris (Florida manatee), 1408 nucleotides long. It is a transcript of the gene CEBPE, whose product is annotated as CCAAT enhancer binding protein epsilon. Gene Ontology annotation, molecular function: DNA-binding transcription factor activity, RNA polymerase II-specific; RNA polymerase II cis-regulatory region sequence-specific DNA binding. NCBI's taxonomy places the organism in Eukaryota, Metazoa, Chordata, Mammalia, Sirenia, Trichechidae. The record is from RefSeq and is a predicted model, not a curated record. The coding region runs from base 368 to 1213 and encodes 281 amino acids. Gene Ontology annotation, biological process: DNA-templated transcription; regulation of transcription by RNA polymerase II. The transcript has 2 exons.